Molecule: messenger RNA, 2592 nt
Organism: Adineta ricciae
Lineage: Eukaryota; Metazoa; Rotifera; Eurotatoria; Adinetida; Adinetidae
Source: the annotation of a GenBank genome assembly
AUGACGUGGUCGCUCAUUCUUCUGUUUUUCUUGCCGAUCUAUUGGCCAUAUCAAUAUUAUUUGUUUGCGAAUGCUGAUUAUCUUUCUACCCAUGGUAUUAAUCGUUAUCAUUUUGUUCGUGCAAUUCAUGAUGAAACCACAACGACGCAUCAUCGGCGAAAGCGUUCAGUUAUUGAAAGUAAUCCCGAUCGUAUUCUCACAUUAGAACUUGAUCAUAAAAAUAUUACACUGAUUUUGAAAAAUACCAACGAAUUUUUUGCAACUGACGCUGAUCUUCAUCUGGAUUCAUCAACUUAUAUUCCUAUAGAUUCUUCUAUUCUCUACGAUGGUUAUGUCUUAGAUAAUCCCGAUCAAUCGUAUGUAAGUGGUGGAUUCUAUUCGACGUGGUUUGAUGGAACUAUAAAAACUUCGAAUGAAACGUGGCAUAUCGAACCAACUCGAAAAUAUGGAGAGAAACUGAUUCAUGCUGGACCAUCGAUUAUAUACAAUGCAUUGGAUGUGGAUAUGACCAAAUACAAUAGUAAUAACCCGUUUCGAUCGAAACGGUUCGUAAUUGACGACGAUGAAGAAGAGAAAUCAUCGUCGUUUUGCGGACUUGAUCAGGAUGAAAAACGAAAGAAGAUGAAAGAAGAAAGCCAACGAUUAGAAAAGCAUAAUGAUGAAGAUGAAGAUUUCAAAUCUCGAUAUACAAGACCUAAACGACAGACGACAAAUAAGAUCGAACGCGAACGAACUUGUUGUUAUAUUUAUAUACGUGUUGAUCCAACACUUUGGGAUGUUGUGUACAAAAAUGAAGGUCUCAACGAAAAAGAACCAACAAUUCAUGCAAUUGUAACAUUUCUUUACCGAACAGUGACGGCAGCGAAUGCGAUCUAUCGUUCAUUAAAAUUUGAGUCGAAUGGAGAUGUUUUAUAUCGAUUUACAUUACGAAUCAAACGAAUUCGGAUCUUAACACCCGACGAUUGUGGACAUAAGAAUUUGAGCUUGAGCGAAACGAAUAUUUGUCGUUCAUUUUUGGAUUCCAACGUUCUACUAACUUGGCAUUCGGCCGAGAAUUUUGCUGAUUACUGUCUGGCAUACAUAUUUGCUGCACGAGAUUUUGGCGAUGGUACCCUCGGUUUAGCAUGGAUGGGAAGUGUAGCAUCAAACAGUCGCGGUGGUAUCUGUGAGAAACCAGCUAAAGAUAUCUACGAGGGACAACGUGUGAUGAAAACAUUAAACACAGGAAUGAUAACCGUUAUCAAUCAUAACACUCGCACAUCAUCGUUGAUGACAGAACUAACCUUUGCUCAUGAAGUUGGACAUAAUCUAGGUGCUGAGCAUGAUGAUGAAAAAUGUGGCGGUGAUGGAACAAACGGUCAUUAUAUAAUGUAUCGACGGGCAACAACUGGUCUGGAAGAAAAUAAUAACAAAUUUUCCAAUUGUAGCAUGGAAAAGAUGGGACCAGUUGUAAUAUCAGUGAAGAAUCAACUUUUGGGCAAAGUUAAUUGCUUAACUGAAUGUUCACAAGUCGGCUAUUGUGGCAAUCGAAACGUUGAAGAUGAUGAAGAAUGUGAUUGCGGAUUUAUAUCCGAAUGUACAGAUGAUUGUUGCUAUCCAGCAGGCGGCCCUGACGCAAAAUUAGGUUGUAAACUCAAACCAGGUGCUCGUUGCAGUCCAUCGAAAGGUCCAUGUUGUUCGGAAUACUGUACAUUUCAGCCAUCUACCCAUAUUUGUCAUAAAGAUAAAGCCAGUCAAGAUUGUAUCGGAGAUGUUCGAUGCGAUGGUGUUCAAGCGACAUGUCCUCUUAAUGAUACUCAAUUCUUUAAACCAAAUGAUACACCAUGCAAUCAAUUUACACAAUUAUGUGAUCGAGGGGAAUGUAAUAAAACUAUUUGUACAUUAAUUGGUAAAUCUGAAUGCACAAUAACGAUACCGAAUGUCGAAGAUCCGUUGCGACAGCGAGGUGUGGAUCGAGAAUAUCUAUGUCACAUUGGUUGCUAUGACACUCGAACGAAUUCGUGCGUUGAUACGUUGACUCUUCGUAUGCCGAAUAAUCACAGUAAAAGUGGUUUUGGUUAUAAGCAUCGGCCAGGUCAUGCCUGUGCUGGUACAGCUGGUUACUGUGAUGUGUUUGGUAAAUGUCGUGCGGUCGAUGCUGAAGGUCCGCUCACUCGAUUGAAAAAUAUGUUAUUAAAUGAAGAAAAUAUUCGAACACUUACUCAAUUAACUCAGGAAUACUGGUGGGCAUUUGUCUUAGGUGUUUUGGGUCUUAUUGGUUUUAUGAGUGUUUUUGUAAAAAUUUGUUCUGUACAUACACCGUCAUCCAAUCCACGGUUUAAGCCUGCUCGAACUCUUUCAUUGAAACGCGGAUCUCAUGGCCCACGACCACAUAGUGCUCAAAAUGGUUCUCGGCAACCUCCAUCUGCAUCGACAGCACUAAAUGGUGGUAGUGAACUGACUUCACUGCAACAAUCACAACAAGAACAACAACAACAACAGCAACAAGUACCAAAGCGACAACCGAAAGUGUUUGUUCGUGGAGCGACUUCGUCAGAUAAACAACAGAUACGUCUACAACAGACUAAAAAUAAAGCCUCUCGUCGUUUAUAA